This is a messenger RNA of Saccharomycodes ludwigii, 2604 nucleotides long. RefSeq lists its product as uncharacterized. The transcript has a single exon. Bases 1 to 2604 code for a protein of 867 amino acids. Gene Ontology annotation, biological process: actin cortical patch assembly; peptidyl-threonine phosphorylation; actin filament organization. Gene Ontology annotation, cellular component: cytoplasm. The record is from RefSeq and is a predicted model, not a curated record. NCBI's taxonomy places the organism in Eukaryota, Fungi, Ascomycota, Saccharomycetes, Saccharomycodales, Saccharomycodaceae. Gene Ontology annotation, molecular function: protein serine/threonine kinase activity; ATP binding.
AUGAAUAAACCACCAAAGUAUCCGCCAGAUACAACACUGACUGUUGGAUCACAUCAAGUAUCCGUGAUUAAAUUUUUAUCAGAAGGUGGUUUUGCUCAAGUUUAUGUCGUAAAUGUUUUAGAGGGACCAUCUGCCGGAUUAUACAGAAAAGCAUGUAUGAAAAGAGUUGUUGUUCCUAAUAAACAAUCAUUAAAUACUUUACGAGCAGAGGUGGAUUGCAUGAAAUUAUUGAAGGGCAAUAGGCAUGUUGUUACAUAUUUAGAUUCUCAUGCUUCAAGGUCCACUACCAAUGCAAACACUUAUGAAGUUUUUGUACUAAUGGAAUACUGUUCCAGAGGUGGAUUAAUCGAUUUUUUAAAUACAAGGCUACAAAAUAGAUUAACAGAGCAUGAGGUUCUAGAUAUAAUGAGCCAGACCACCCAAGCUGUAGCCGCUAUGCAUAAAUUACUUCCUCCAUUACUUCAUCGUGAUAUUAAAAUUGAAAAUGUUUUGGUUAAUGAGCAAGGUGUUUUUAAAUUAUGUGAUUUUGGCAGUGUUUGUGGAGUUAUUAGACCUCCAACCAGUCAACAAGAAAUGGAUUUUGUUUAUAAUGAUAUAAUGCACAACACAACAGCACAAUAUAGAUCUCCCGAAAUGGUAGAUCUAAAUAAAAGAUUACCGAUUGAUGAAAAAAGUGACAUUUGGGCACUGGGUGUUUAUUUAUAUAAAUUAUGUUACUAUACUACACCUUUUGAAAAUAAUGGUGGUGGUGAUCAUGCUAUAUUGCAAGGAAGGUUCCAAUUUCCAGCAUUACCACAUUAUAGCGAUCAUUUGAAGAGUCUAAUCGGUCACAUGUUGAGGGUGAAUCCUACAGAAAGACCAAAUGUUUAUCAAGUUUUAAAUCAAGUUUCAAAUCUACAAGGUGUUCCUUGUCCUAUAACAGAUUUCUACAAAGAAAGAGCAUUAUCGGCAUUACAGAAUAGCAAUGGUAUUAGAAAUGCGCAUAGUAGUACCACCACAAUAUCAACUGAUUUCCCAACUCCAAAUUCUUUCAUCUUACAUCAACAGCCAAUGUUGGGUUCAGUGACAACGGCAGCACCGUUUUCAUUUGUUAAUUCAGGAGUUAACAAUCCUCUGCCUUUGGCUCAACAACAACAACAGCCCUUAAUUAUGUCUGGAAUUAAUCCACAACUAAACUCUUUGCCUAUUAUUGCACCUCCUAUUACGACAUUUCCCAGUAAGAUGGCCAUUAAUAACAACAUGAUACCAUCCAAUAUUAUAUCAAAUAAUAUACAAACAGGAGAGCCAUUUAAGAAGCAACAAGAUGCUACUAUUGAUCCAUUCAAUAAGUUGUAUAACACUGCUAAAGGCAUCAGUACCAAAAGUGCACCAUCUACGACCACUAACACUGGAAGCUCCCUUAACAAUAUUAGCUCAAGCAAAUUGCAACCAAGUCUCUCAUUUGGUACCAAUUCAUAUAAUCCAUCAAUUGUGGCCACCAGUGGUGGAUCAUCCAAUUCAACAAGUAAACGAAGUACAUUAUAUGUUGAUUCUGAAGUCCAGACGGAUUUUGUUAUGAAUUCGAAUAUAAGUGGUUCUUCUUCUACAACUUCUGCCUCUUCAAAUUCCUCCGACAAUGAAAUACCCUCCUAUGUAACAUUUAACAAUAGAAAUUUUAGCGUCAACAAUGGUGGUUUGGAUCAAGUUUCCACCGGUGGUAGUUUUACUUCUAGGUUUAGUCGUAAAUUGAAAAGUCUAAUCACAGGGGAAAGCUUACGUUCAUCGAGUUCAAAGCAAAAUACAGGUAAUAAUUUGCCGUAUCAAAGUAUCUCAGGAAAUAAUAAAAUAGAUCUUAAAAAUAAUAACACUGGUAAUAGUACUAAAAGCUUUUUUAAGAAUGGUGCUAUUAGUCCAAUAAGAAAAACGUCCAGUAAUAGUAGGAAAAGUUCAAUGGAUCCUUCGUUCGGUUCCAGAAUACCGUCUGGUGAUACUGAAAAGGAAAGAGUUAAAGAAGAAAAUGGCUACCAUUCAAAAAGGAGGUCUGUGAUUAUUCCAAAAAUGGAUCCCCCUGCAGCAAAUUCUACUUCAAAAGGGAUUACUUCCAUUGUUUACAAUAAUAAAACAAAACUUCCAAGUGAUAAUGUUAUUGAUAAUAACGCUUCCUCUUCUAAAUCUUUUGUUGCUCCAAAGAAAAGUAGCAUUGAGCAACGUGUUCAAAACUUGUUAUCUGCUCAUAAAAACACAUCACUCGGUGCGAGUAAAACAACCAACGGUUAUGGCAAAUAUGUAGAUCAAGGAAACCCAAGUGAGGAUUCAAGGAAGGAAAGUGUUAUAGUUACUCCAUUAAGUGCUACAGGUAAUAUUGCUAAUAGUAGUGGUAUUAGUAGUAGUACCAGUACUAGGAUCAAUUAUGCUGAAUUGGCCAAAUCUAAAAAGAAAAAGAAAUUACCACCACCGAAGCCUAAAAAACCAAAGUUUUUGCAUAGUAGUGGCUCCAAAAAAAUCACCCUUGCAAAAAAUGGAGACGUUAGGUCCGCAAGUGAUACACCUAGUGAAUUAGUAACUGUUGACGUGGAUAAACUGGAGGAGGAUUUUAAAAGAAGAUUUCCAAGCACCACUAUUUAA